This is a messenger RNA of Dinoponera quadriceps, 4767 nucleotides long. RefSeq names its product CD109 antigen-like. Gene Ontology annotation, cellular component: extracellular region. Bases 100 to 4509 code for a protein of 1469 amino acids. The transcript has 28 exons. The record is from RefSeq and is a predicted model, not a curated record. NCBI's taxonomy places the organism in Eukaryota, Metazoa, Arthropoda, Insecta, Hymenoptera, Formicidae. Gene Ontology annotation, molecular function: endopeptidase inhibitor activity.
CUACAACAAUCCGGCGGCGACCGGCGGCCGAUUUGCGAUUUUCCCGCGGCGCGGAGGACGAGUGUUUCUCCUCUCCGAUCAGGCCCUCCCAUUUGGAACAUGGAUUGGCAAUGGCUGGGUGUUCUAUUGCUAUCAGGGAUAAUUUCAAAUGUUGCAGCAGAACCGUAUUACACGAUAAUCGCGCCAAAGGUGGUACGCCCUGAUUCAGAAUAUCAUGUUGCGGCAAGUACGACCGGCAUAUCGAUACCAUCGACGAUAUACAUCGAGUUGACCGGAGAACUCGACACGGGAAAAAUAUUGAACGUUUCUCGCACCAUAGUCGUCGAGCCUUACUCCACUAAAAUCUUGCAAUUAAACAUCGGCGAGACCACACCAGGGAAAUACAAGCUCACAGCACGUGGCUUGUCGGGCAUAACUUUCUUUAAGUCGAAAGAUGUCGAAUAUGUACAUAAAAGUUACUCCGUCUUCAUUCAGACUGAUCGGGCGAUUUAUAAACCCGGUCACAAAGUUAUGUUCCGCUGCUUAGUAUUGGACUCGAGACUAAGGCCAAGCAUCGUGGGACCGACUGAUGUGUAUAUCAUUGACGGCGAUGGUAAUCGCAUCAAACAAUGGAUCCGGCCACCGGUGGCUCACGGGAUCUUCAGCAGUGAACUGGAGUUAUCAGUAUCGCCAGUGUUGGGUAACUGGAAGAUCGUUGCCAAUGUGGGCGACCAGACCUUCGAAAAGGCGUUCGAAGUCGCGGAGUAUGUCUUGCCGAACUUCGAGGUGACGAUCGAUUCGCCGAAGCAUUCUACGUUCAAAGAAUCCAAAGUGACAGCAACCAUUUACGCAAAGUAUACUUACGGGAAACCAGUGAAAGGUGAAGCUACGAUAACAGCUUUCCCGGACAUCUUUUCCGGUGUUAUCCAGCCGAUAUUUCAGCAACCUGUGAGAAAAGUGGUGCCGAUUGACGGAAAAGUUACGGUCGACUUUGACAUUCGGUCUGAAUUGAGAUUGACCGACGAGUAUGACAGGCCCAUCAUGAUUGACGCCGUGGUAGAGGAAACUUUAACUAGUAGAAGGCAAAAUACUUCGAUACAAGUAAUGCUACACAAACACAAAUAUACGAUGGAAUUGAUAAAGACUUCGGAGUACUUCAAGCCGGGGCUAAAAUAUACCGCAUUCCUAAAAUUGGCAUAUCACGAUGGAUCGCCGGUGCAGGACACGAAAAAUUCUGUUCUGAUAGCACACGGAUACACGUACAACCAAUCGGCUUACACACGUUCCACGCGAAUGCUAGAUGAGCAUGGCAUGGUGCAACUGGAUUUUUAUCCUCCCAAGUCAAAGGAUAACAUAUCCUACCCUCUGAACAUAGAGGCGCAAUACUUGAAUCUUCACGAGUGGUUUCCUUCGACCAAUCAAGCUACGUCCUUGAGCAAUGAGUACAUUCAAGCUAUCUUGAAAACGGAAAAACCUAUGGUAAACAUCAACGUUGAAAUCGAGGUAAACUCCACCACGCCGUUGAAAUACAUAAGUUACGAGGUGCUUGGUCGCGGUGAUAUUCUACAUGCGGGAUCGAAAUACGUGCAAGACAAAUACACGACGUCCUUCGACUUUUUGGCAACAUACGUUAUGGCACCUACUGCGCACGUAAUUGUAUAUUAUGUACGAACGGACGGAGAAGUAAUAGCGGAUUCGUUGGAUGUAGAACUGACGGGAACACUUCAAAACUUCGUGGAUCUCAAAGUAACACCUGGAGAAGUGGAGCCUGGGGAUGACGUUAAUCUCAUGAUUUCCGCGAAACCGAAUUCUUACAUCGGAUUGUUAGGCGUUGAUCAAAGAUCCAUUCUGCUGAAAUCUGGAAAUGAUAUUUCUCAUGAACAAGUAUACAAGGAGUUGCAGUCGUACGACAGGGCAGAAGUUUCGCCGUACGCCGACUCGUUCUUCGGUCGUCCUUUGUGGAGACCCGGCUCGGGGACAGCGGAUGACAUAUUUCAGAAAACCGGCGUGGUAAUCCUCACAAACGGGUACGUCCAUGAGAACUUCGCUUUACGAUCCGAAAUUCCGGAUGGUAGAAUAACGGGCUCGCCUCAUGGGGUAUCCACGCUUCGACCAGACCUUGGUCCACCUGUUACGCACAGAUUAGCAACAAGACCACCGCUGGCAGGUCCUUACGCCUUCUCUCGCAUCCCACCUCCUGUUUGGAAUAAGCCCCGUGUAUUCCUAAUGCAUGACAUCUUAAACACCUGGGUUUUCACAAACUUCUCUUCAGGACAUACCGGACAAACUGAAUUGCGACGAAAGGUACCAGAUUCUAUCACGUCAUGGGUGUUGACUGCAUUCUCCUUGAACGACGCGCAUGGCUUGGGUCUCAUAGAGGAGUCUAGAAAGUUGAAAGUCUUCAGGCCAUUCUUUGUAUCCGUGGACUUGCCGUACUCGGUAAUACGAGGGGAAAUCGUAGCGAUACAGAUUGCGGUCUUUAAUUAUUUGAACAAGGACUUGACAGCUGAAGUUUUGUUAAAGAACGAGGGUCAAUUCGACUUUGCCGAGGUCUCUAAUGAAGUUAACGAUGCACCAAAAUUGGAGUUAUAUCGUACGAAGAAGGUGGAUGUGAAAGCUAACUCUGGCUCCAGUGUAUCGUUCAUGAUUAUUCCAAGGGAGCUGGGAUACAUCGACAUUAAAGUGACUGCCAACAGCGUUUUGGCUGGUGAUAGCGUUGAGCACAAGUUACUUGUUAACGCCGAGGGAGAAACACAGUACAAGAACAAAGCGGUAUUUUUGGAUUUAAGGAACGUUGAUCACGCGGAGACAAAUAUUACUAUUGAUAUACCUAACAACGCCGUCCCAGAUUCCGAAACCAUUCACAUAUCUGCAGUUGGUGAUAUCCUGGGGCCUAGUAUCACGAAUUUGGCAAAUUUGAUAAGAAUGCCGUUUGGCUGCGGCGAGCAGAAUAUGUUGAAUUUUGUACCAAACAUUGUUGUCUUGGAUUAUCUUAAGAAUACAAACCAAUUAACGCAAGCCGUGCAAAGUAAAGCAUUGAAGUACUUGGAUAUUGGUUAUCAACAAGAAUUGACUUAUAGGCAUAGAGAUGGUUCCUUUAGUGCGUUCGGCAAGUCAGAUCCUAACGGGAGUACAUGGCUUACAGCUUUCGUGGCAAAAUCUUUCAAGCAAGCAGCACAAUACAUAGCAGUGGAGGAUAGGAUAAUAGACGAGGCCCUGAAGUGGCUGUCAGAUAAUCAAAGUCCAAACGGCUCUUUCCCUGAAGUGGGAAAAGUGAGCCACCGCGAUAUGCAAGGCGGAGCUGCGAAAGGACUCGCUCUAACGGCGUAUACACUUAUCACUUUCCUUGAAAAUCAGGAUUCCAUAGAGAAGUAUCGUAAUACAAUAAACAAAGCUGUUGACUACAUCGUCCGUAAUAUCGAAGAGUUGAACGACACGUAUGCAUUGAGUUUAUGCGCCUAUGCCUUGAAUCUGGCGAAACAUCCGUUCGAGACGUCUGCAUUCAACUACCUGGAGUCGAAAGCCAUGACGCAACAGGGUCUCAAAUGGUGGAGCAAGCCCAUACCGGCGGACGACAAGAACCCGCACUACGCUCUACCGCGUUCCGUCGAUGUCGAGAUGACAUCUUACGCUUUACUCUCGUAUCUCCGACGUAACCUGCUUCCCGACGCGAUCCCGGUAAUGAAGUGGCUCGUCAAACAGAGGAAUCCGGAAGGCGGCUUCGCCUCGACACAAGAUACCGUGAUCGGGCUUCAAGCGUUGGCGAAACUCGCCGAGAAAUUGUCGAGAGACAUAAGAUCAGUCCCGAUCGUAUUCAAACACGAGGGAGGUCAGGGCUACAUGAACAUAAACAGCGGUAAUUCUAUGAUAUUGCAGAAGCAUAUAUUACCGAAGAAAACGCGUCACGUCAACAUAACGGCGUCCGGCAAAGGAUUCGCGUUGGUGCAGGUGUCUUAUCAAUACAACUUGAACGUGACCGGUGCCUGGCCGUUGUUUACCUUGGAUCCUCAAGUAGACAAAAACUCCAAUGCUAACCAUUUACAACUCUCCAUAUGUUCAGGAUUUGUCCCAACCAAAGAAGCGAACGAAAGUAACAUGGCUGUUAUGGAGGUGAGCCUGCCAUCUGGUUUCACGGUAGACAGAGAUUCUUUGCCAAGCUUAGAAAUAUCGUCGCACGUGAAGCGCGUGGAAACUAAAAAUGGCGACACAAUGGUAGUUUUAUACUUUGACAAGAUGAUACAGCAAGAAUAUUGUCCCACUGUGUCCGCAUUCAGGGUACAUAAGGUAGCUAAACAGAAGCCAGUCCCUGUUUCCAUAUAUGAUUACUAUGAUUCGUCGAGAAGAGCAAGGGUAUUUUACGAGCCUAUAAAGACAACUUUAUGUGACUUAUGCGAAGGUGAAGAUUGCGAAGAUAUAUGUGUCUCAAAACCUGGUAAACAAAAAGAUAACGUUACGAUGUCCGCUGCGUCUCGCGUAUUUUCGUGUAUAUUUGCAAUUUAUCCUUUUUUCGUUUUACUCUUUGCUUUAUAAGUACGUUUAGUGUUACACAAAUCAAGAGUAAUUAUUUUACUAUAUUAUAUAGUAGUAUUUUAUAUUAUCUAAUGAGAGAUGACGUAAAAGAGCUGUAUAAAUUGCGACCAAAGUGCUUGUUACGCAAAAUUUAAAAUACUACGAGGUUAUUUCUCUUCACGUGUAGUGUGUCCACAAAUCAAACUAACAUAAGAUUUAAUUACCUCUGUAAUAUUAAUAUUAAGUUUAUAAUAAAAUUUAAUAAUGUUUCUUGUUAAA